AAAAAAAAUGGAGACUUCUUGUCGAUAUGGAAUUAUGACGGGAGGAUUGCAUAUGAAGACAUAAUCAAUGCAACUGAAGACUUCGACAUCAAAUACUGCAUUGGUAGUGGCGGUUACGGUAGUGUCUAUAGAGCUCAAUUGCCCAAUGGGAAAAUUGUGGCAUUGAAGAAACUUCACCGUCUUGAAGUAGAGGACCCAUCUUUUGACCAGAGCUUCCGAAAUGAAGUGAAAUACUUGACAGAAGUGCGUCAUAGAAGCAUAAUCAAGCUCCAUGGUUUCUGUUUACACAAACGAUGCAUGUUCUUGGUUUAUGAGUACAUGGAAAGGGGGAGUCUAUUUUGUGCUUUGAGAAAUGACGUCGAUGCAAUGGAACUUGACUGGUAUAAAAGACUAAAUAUUGUCUGGGGUAUCGCACACGCCUUAUCUUACUUGCAUUAUGAUUGCGCUCAGCCAAUUGUUCAUCGAGACAUAUCUAGCAACAACAUUUUGCUCAACAACAGAAUGCAAGCUUUCCUAUCAGACUUCGGCACGGCAAGACUCCUAGAACCUAAUUUCUCAUCUAACCUCACCGCAGAUAUUGCAAGCACUCGUGGAUAUAUAGCACUAGGUGAGCAACUCUAG
Molecule: messenger RNA, 621 nt
Organism: Rhodamnia argentea
Lineage: Eukaryota; Viridiplantae; Streptophyta; Magnoliopsida; Myrtales; Myrtaceae
Product: MDIS1-interacting receptor like kinase 2-like
Exons: 1
Biological process (GO): protein phosphorylation
Molecular function (GO): protein kinase activity; ATP binding
Source: RefSeq, a predicted model, not a curated record